This is a messenger RNA of Triticum dicoccoides, 3452 nucleotides long. RefSeq names its product G-type lectin S-receptor-like serine/threonine-protein kinase SD2-5. Gene Ontology annotation, biological process: protein phosphorylation. The coding region runs from base 709 to 3234 and encodes 841 amino acids. Gene Ontology annotation, molecular function: ATP binding; protein serine/threonine kinase activity. The transcript has a single exon. Lineage: Eukaryota; Viridiplantae; Streptophyta; Magnoliopsida; Poales; Poaceae. The record is from RefSeq and is a predicted model, not a curated record.
AGAUCUCUUCUUUUUAUUUCCUAUUGAAGUACAUGCUGCUGAAACUUUCCUAGGGAAUUAUUAUGCCACUAUUCAAACGCCCCUUAAAUGAUUAUUCCAGCAUUUUUUUAUGAAAUGUUGUUGAUUCAACAGCUGAUGUGGUCAACAGAAUUUUCACUUUAAGACGUGCUACAGAAAAGUAGUACUAAUCAUAUCCAGAGAUUUCAAAGCAAUUAAGGAACCUACUUUUGGCUGGUCAAUGAAGAAAACUGGCAGGUGCCGGUGGGGCCAUUGAUUUGAAAUGUAUCUUUUUAUAUGUAAAUAUACUGUAGUGCGCAAUCGAUAGUUAGGAGAAAAUCAAGAGUCUUUGGAGAACCUGCAUGGUUCUCAUUUUUUUGGGCGUGUGACAUUGUUAUCUCAUCUGCUAUGCCAGACUGUAUACCACUCAUCCCCAAGUUCCCAAGUGGCUCUUGUUCACUUCCAUUUGCUCCUCACAUUCGUUGCUAUCUCCCAAUCACCUUUUCUUGCUUUAGACCCCCAAAAUUUUCUGUUCUUGCUUGCCUCACCUUCAUCCUCUUGCAGCUUGCCUAUACAAGCUUGCCCACCACAAGCAUACCAGCAACACCACGGUGCACGUGCCAGCAUGAGUGGAGAGACUAGCAGGGCCUAAAGGGCAAUGUUAUUCUGCCAUAUAGAACCAACCUGUUGAGUUGAAUUAUUGGUGUAGCCAUGUAUCCUCCAAAGAUCUUGAUCCUCCUCCUUGUUCUACCUUUAACUUUUUCUUCUUCCAGAUUUGCCAUGAGCAAAUCCUUUGCUUUGAAUGUUGAGCUUGGCACCAUAUGGCGAAAUAAUCCCUCCCUCCUCCACAACAUUUCUCCAGAUGAUAACUUCUCUUUGCGCAUCAUCCUCCCUAUGGAUGCGUUCACGACUUUUAUUAGUGGCUCGUAUGAUUCUAGCAUUCCUUCAUUUGCCUGCGGCUUCUUCUGUGCAGGCGCUGUGGCUACCUGUGAUGACUACAUCUUUUCCAUCUUCUUUGUCAGUGUUUACAGCUUCAAAGAUGUAGUUUAUUUAAAUUCGCCUGAGGUGGUCUGGUCUGCCAACCGUGAUCGCCCGGUCAAAGAGAAUGCUAGUGUUCAACUUACUGAACUUGGGGAUUUGGUGCUCUUUGACGCUGAUGGAACACUGGUUUGGUCUACCAAUACUACGGAGAAGUCUGUUGCUGGCAUGAAUCUUACCAGCACAGGCAACCUGGUGCUGUUAAAUCAUGCGAAUAUGGAGCUCUGGAGGUCUUUUGAUCACCCAACUGACACACUUGUCACCGGGCAGGUUCUACAAGAGGGGCAGAAGCUCAUGGCAAGCACCUCGAUGACAAACUGGGCCAGUGGAAAAUUUUAUCUCACUGCCCUUCCUGAUGGCAUGCAUGCAUUUGCAGGAACUGAUACUCCUCUAUCAUACUAUCAGAGCCCCACCGGUGGAACUGUCAUGACAAACAGGUCAGCAUACGUUGCACUCAAGAAUGGCAGCCUGGAGGUGUUCACUUGUUUCCGGGAUACAGAGGCACCGGAUUACCAGAUCCAGCUGCCCAGGGAUGACUAUGGGCUGGUGUUUGUGAGGCUAGAGUUCGAUGGGCACCUGAGGUUAUAUCAGAUGCCAAACAACAGUUGGUUGACUUCAGAUGUUUUUGAUAUAACUGAUCCUUGUGCUUAUCCUCUAGCUUGUGGCGAAUAUGGUAUUUGUUCGAAUGGACAGUGCAGCUGUCCUGAUGCUGCCAUUGGCCAAUCCGGAUUGUUUGAACUAAUUGAUCCAAGGGAGCCUAAUCGUGGCUGCUCGCCAAUAGAUUCAGUAUCCUGUGAUUCGUCACAGAAGCCUAGGCUUCUUUCCCUUCCCAACAUCACUCGCUUCAACGGUGUCUACAAUUGGACAACAAGUGAAGAGCAAUGCAAAUUGUCAUGCUUGAAUGAUUGUUCGUGUAGGGCUUCAUUCUUCCAGCAGUUUGACACCUCCACUGGUUACUGUUUUCUUGCAUCUGACAUAUUCUCCAUGAUAGAUGCAAAUUCCCCAGGUUACUCAAGCAAUUUUAGUUCUCUGGCAUUUGUUAAAGUUAACGGAGCUACCCGCAACUUUGUGCUAUCUCAAGGAAAAUUAACCGUUGCAUUGGCCGUUGGUUCUUCAACUUUUAUUGCUUUAGUUGUUGUUGCAGUGCUUGUAGUUUUACGAAGAAAUAGGGCAGGGCCAUUAGAAGAUGAUGACAUUAUCGAUCAGUUACCAGGGCUACCUGCAAGAUUUUCUUUUAUGGAGUUGAAGUCGGCAACUGAAGAUUUCUCAAAAGUGAUUGGGAAAGGAGGAUCUGGUUCUGUUUUUGAAGGACAGAUUUGUGAUAGGCAGGUUGCUGUGAAAAGAUUGGAUGGCAUUAAUCAAGGGAAAAGGGAGUUUUUAGCAGAGGUUCAGACUAUUGGAAGCAUCAACCACAUAUAUUUGGUGAGGCUAAUUGGAUUUUGUGCUGAAAAGUCGCAUAGGCUUCUUGUCUAUGAAUACAUGCCGAAUGGAUCUUUGGAUAGGUGGAUUUUCCAAAGGCACCAAGAAGCACCACUUGAUUGGAAAACCAGAUUGAGGAUCAUCACUGAUGUAGCAAGGGGACUGGCUUAUCUUCACAGUGACUGUCGGGAAACAAUCGUUCAUCUAGACAUCAAGCCACAAAAUAUCCUUUUGGAUGAGCAAUUCACUGCCAAGGUAUCUGACUUUGGUCUUGCCAAGCUAAUUGAUCGCGAGCAGGGCAGUGUCAUGACUAGAUUGAGAGGCACGCCAGGUUACUUGGCUCCUGAGUGGCUGACAUCUGUGAUCAACGAGAAGGUUGAUGUGUAUAGCUUUGGCAUUGUCAUCAUGGAAAUUAUUUGCGGUAGAAGUAAUUUGGAUUACUCACAGCCUGAGGAAAGCUGUCAUCUCGUCAGCAUGCUGCAGGCCAAGGCCAAAAAUGACCAGCUGUUGGACCUUAUCGAUCCGCGCUCCGCUGACAUGCAAUGCCAUUUGGAUGAAGUGUCGCGCAUGAUGAAUCUGGCAAUGUGGUGCCUGCAGGUUGAUAGCCGUCAACGGCCUUCAAUGACUGAAGCCGUCAAGAUCCUGGAUGGUACAAUGGAUGUUGAAACCGAACUUGAUUUGGACCUUGUAAACAUAGACCUGAUGGUGGCAAAUAGAGCAGUUCGCGGGAAGACUGCUGCAACUCUGCAGAUAGACUCCGUCCUUUCAGGGCCAAGGUGAGCGCUAGCUCAAGGUUUGGAACAUGAUUUUACAUCUGUCCUGUGCAGCAUCAUGAUUUAUUUAGAUCCUAAAGUUGUGAUAUAGAUCGCCUCCUGGUAUCAAUAGUUACACAGUAUAAUGGGUAAAAACUGUACUUCCCGGGUUACAUUAUUAUUUUUCUUUCUGAACACUGUAAUUGCCUGAAGUUUGAUAUGUAUGCAUCUGUGGUGAGGUUCUAA